Messenger RNA from Hypoxylon trugodes, 1628 nucleotides. Its product is annotated as glycosyltransferase family 4 protein. The transcript has 2 exons. The coding region runs from base 112 to 1512 and encodes 466 amino acids. Gene Ontology annotation, molecular function: GDP-Man:Man(1)GlcNAc(2)-PP-Dol alpha-1,3-mannosyltransferase activity; alpha-1,3-mannosyltransferase activity. The record is from RefSeq and is a predicted model, not a curated record. Lineage: Eukaryota; Fungi; Ascomycota; Sordariomycetes; Xylariales; Hypoxylaceae.
GGGCUACGCUGGCUAAAAGCUCCGAAUACCCUAAAAUCAACCGCGACCGGGGGAGCCGCAACUUUCCCUCAACCUCAACUCUUUCGUUCACCAGCGCAUGCUCGGGCCGACAUGUCGGAAAAGACGGAGGGGGCUAGUAAGACUAUAGUCUUCUUGCACCCGGAUCUGGGUAUAGGAGGGGCCGAGAGAUUAGUUGUUGAUGCUGCGGUUGGAUUGCAGAAUCGUGGGCAUAAGGUUGUUAUAUUUACGAGUCACUGCGAUCCGAAACAUUGCUUUGAUGAGGCGAGAGAUGGCACCCUCGACGUCCGUGUCCGCGGCAACACCAUUGUACCUCCCUCGAUCCUCUCGCGCUUCAGCAUCCUAUGCUCCAUCCUCCGACAACUGCACCUCAUUCUCCAAAUCUACCUCACCUCCGAACUCCAGACGUUGAAACCCGAUGCGUACUUCGUCGACCAACUUAGCGCCGGCUUACCGCUUCUCCAAUUCCUACAUCCGAAAGGCCGCAUCUUGUUCUAUUGCCACUUUCCCGAUUUACUCCUCGUGCAGGGCCGACAGAAAUGGUGGAAAAGGAUAUACCGUGUACCGUUUGACCUGUGGGAGCAAUGGAGCAUGAGCUUCGCCGAUGCGAUCGCUGUUAAUUCGAAUUUCACGAAGGGUGUCGUGGGACGGACGUGGCCAGCUUUGGUCCGUAGGAAGGAAUUGGAGGUCGUGUACCCAUGUGUCGAUACCAAGACGAAGAAAGAUAAUAAAGGAACCGAGGGUGGAAAACCAUUAUGGAGAGGAAAGAAGUUUCUAUUAAGCAUUAACCGAUUUGAGCGGAAGAAAGAUAUCGCACUAGCUAUUAAAGCGUUUGCAGGUUUAAGUCCAGCAGCUCGUAAGGGAGUGCGCUUGGUUCUGGCUGGAGGAUACGAUCCGCGCGUCACUGAGAAUGUGAAUUACCACAAAGAACUUGUCGACUUGACAGAAUCUCUGGGUUUGAGUACCAUGACGACAAAGACACAUCUGACUGCUCUAGAAGUCCCCGACGACGUCGAAGUCUUGUUCUUACACUCGGUACCGAAUCUCCUAAAAGCUACGCUUCUCUCCUCGACCCGACUACUCAUCUAUACCCCGGCCAAUGAACACUUCGGCAUCGUACCCCUCGAGGCCAUGCUUGCGGGUGUACCUGUCUUAGCCGCUGACACCGGUGGCCCUACCGAAACCGUCGUCGAGGGUGUGACAGGCUGGCUCCGAUCUCCUGAAAAAGUUGAACAAUGGACGGAAGUUAUGGAUAAGGUCCUCAACCAACUAUCACCAGAUGAAUUUAAAAAGAUGUCACAGGCGGGAAUAGCAAGAGUCAAGAACGGCUUUGGCGAGGCCCAGAUGGCGGAAACACUAGAUCAGAUCAUAGGAAAAGCUUUGCAAGCACCGAAGACGUGGUCAUGGACACCAACGGUUGCACUGGUGCUCGGAGUUUCGGGUCUACUCGGGCUAGUGCUCGCAGUCGUAGGAAAGGUAUUGCUGCAGGACUAAGAGUAUUGAGGGAGAGGCUCGACUCGAGUUGUAUCAUACGAUCUAUCUCAAAGACGAGAUGAUGACUUAGAUUAUAAGACUAUAGAUGAACGCGAUGGAUACCCUAUUUUACCUUG